UUGGCAAAAACAAGUAAGAUAUGGAACUCUAUUCAAGGAUAAGCAUAGAUAUAAAGAGGAUAUAUUGAAUAAACUCAUACUAAAAAUAAUUUAUGAAGAUUCAAGACUAUUCAAAAAGUAUAUCAUCCUACAAAAAGAAACAAAUUUAAUAAAAAAGGAAUGCCUAAUAAAUAGGUUAAUAGAUGAACUCGUAGGAACAGAAAAAUUGCUGAGAAAUAAUCCUCCUAAAAAAAAUAAGUAUAAGAAAGUAACAGUAUCCGAAAUUCUUGAUGCCUACUAUAAUGUUCAAGAAAUAUCAGGCGAUGAUAAUGAAAGAAAAGAUCUAAAACAAAAACAAGAUAUUGAAUUAGAUGCUAUAAUAGCAUUAGAAAAGUUAAUUAAUAAUAAACAAAGUAAGAGACUUUAUAAGGAUGAACUAGAAAGUACUGAAGAUAAAAAGCAAAAAAAAGAAGAAAUAUUAAAAACUGAAGCCAAACUUAGAAGACUUACAAAAGAAACAAACAUGGGAAGAGUAAAAAUAAUAAUUGGAGUUGAAAAAGAAAUUAGAGUUGCUGUCGAUAAAUGCAAGAUACUAAGAUAUACAAAUAUAAUAGUCCAAAGAAUCAAUACUGAGGGGGUGAAUAAAAAGAAGGCAUUUAAAUAG
Molecule: messenger RNA, 643 nt
Organism: Scutellospora calospora
Lineage: Eukaryota; Fungi; Glomeromycota; Glomeromycetes; Diversisporales; Gigasporaceae
Source: the annotation of a GenBank genome assembly